Schistocerca gregaria is the source of this 4810-nucleotide messenger RNA. Its product is annotated as RIMS-binding protein 2-like. Gene Ontology annotation, biological process: neuromuscular synaptic transmission. Gene Ontology annotation, molecular function: protein binding. The transcript is spliced from 25 exons. Lineage: Eukaryota; Metazoa; Arthropoda; Insecta; Orthoptera; Acrididae. The coding region runs from base 622 to 4728 and encodes 1368 amino acids. The record is from RefSeq and is a predicted model, not a curated record.
ACACACAGAGCGAGGCAGCAGCUAGCGCCGCACGCGCCGCCUCACGCACACGGCGUACACACGGCACGGCCAGGCCUCAGACAGCAGGGCGGCGCGGCAGUGGCGGCUGCAGUUCGCGGAGGUUUCCACAGCGCACUCGCGUCCACUGACGGGCCCCAGCCUGCACUCCAGACGCCUGCCGGCAGCUCACUCCUCUGCCAGCAGCCACGCAGACUCGGCCGCGCCGCGCUCUAGGACGAUAAGCCGCCACCGCCGCCCCUGCCUCCGUUUCCAGCGCCUGCCCCUGGUCGUCUUACAGGAGCUGCGGCCCGUCCGGUUGUGGCCUCUGCUGGCGCCACUGUGUGUCCUUCGAGCAGCCGCCCGCCUCCGCCCCCGCCCCCGCCUCUGCCUCUGCCUCUGCCUCACUGCGACACGUCGCGGCGCAGCGCCGACCUCCACGCCGAACUGGAGGAUCAACUGGCUCGUGUGCUGGAGAAAAACACUGAGCUAACAAUCCAGAACACUGAUUUGCAGAAGCAAGUGCAGCACUUGCAGAAUGUGAAUGCCAGCGAUGGUCGCAGCCUCCCAGGUCUGGCCUCGGCCAGCAAGCCUGGGGACACUCUGGAGUCUAUUCUUAAGCAAAUGCGAGAAGCAGCUGACAAACGCAAGGAACUCGAAAGAGAACAUGCUGAGGCCCUCACACAGCUCCGAGAGAAACAGAAUGAAGCACAGAGGCUCACGAAACAGAGGGAUGCAUCUUCCAGAGAAAAAAGCAAGUCGUAUGAGACUAUUGAAGCUCUGCAGUCAAAAAUCCGUGAACUGGAAAAGAAAACGGAGCUUCAGAAUGUCCGCCAUGAAGAGCUUCUCCUUGAAAUGGCAAGCAUCAAACGCUCAGCACAAAGUGCUAACACAGCACUGGCAGCAGCUGCUGCUGCUGCCGCUGUCAACCACAACUCUCCUGAGUCAGGGCAUUCAACACCAGACUCUGCAAGGGUUGAUGGCGGAGGGAGUGCGGGUCCAAAUCGCCCAGCAGUCAUGACGUCAUCUGCACUUGACAACCUUGGUGACAUGCACCAAACCACCUCACGAGUAUUGCCACAUGGUCGCUCAUCUAGUCAACCUGGUUGUGGAGUAGCAGGCUUCCCUAGCGGCAUUCAGCAGGCGAACAGCCUCCCUUCCUCCUACCCUCCAUCAGGCUUCACUGCUACUGCUGGGGGGUACCGCUACGCCGUCCCGCCCGGUGAGCACGGAAAUCCAGCUCCAGUGCCAGCAGGCUUUGUAGAUAGCUGCAGCUCUACUGGCUACCGCAUGCAGUCGCAGAUGUUGCCCCCUACUGCUGGCUCGGGCCAGCUAUGGAAGGCUCCUUCGAUGUCGGAUCUGGCGGCGUUCAGUAGAAGUGGUGCUAAUUGUCGUGGUCCCCUUCCUCCCUCAUCCCUGCCUCUCCCUCUGACGGCUGCAGCCGACGCUCCAGGAUCGGGCACACACGCACAAGCUGGGUCCGGUCCAUCUUUGGGCCAUCACACAUCGCACCCCUCGCCUCAGCAGCAACAACCUGGGACAGCCACCUCCUCAGAAAUUGACCGCAUCAUGGCCAAGAUUGAGCAGGAUAAUCGGAUUCUUGCUGAACUAGACAAGACACGAUCCACCAUAGGCCUGUCAAGCAAUUCAAGUAGCACAACAGCUGGAGGAAGUGUAUGUGCAGCCGGGAAUGUCACCAGUGGCACUACAGUGCCCCUAGCCACACAAGCUGGGCAUGGUGAACAGAAUACACUUGCGUACGUCGGGGUGCCCAGUGCACAACCAUAUCAGGCACUGCCGGCUCCUCUGGGUACCCAGCCGCAAUAUGUAAUGCCUGUGCUAGCGCCAGCUGCUCCACCAGGACCCCAGCAGCAGACCUACGUGCCAACACACACAGCACGGCUUAUGCCGCAGAUACCGACAGCGGCAGCUGCUGCUACUGCAGGUGCAGCUGCUGGUAUACCUGGAAUACUAACAACACCGUAUGAUCUAGACAGUAGAGGUGGUUACCUAAAUGGGAAUCUUCCACCUGGAGUGUAUUCUACAUUUCCAGGAACUGAACAACAAAUGAUUACAGACAGCAAAGUUGUUGACAUGUUGGACAUUCCUGGUAAAGGUCGCUGUUAUGUAUACAUUGCAAGGUACUCAUAUGAUCCAUUUCAACAAUCUCCAAAUGAAAAUCCUGAAGCUGAGUUGCCAGUCAAUGCAGGAGAUUACUUGCUGGUUUGGGGUACUAUGGAUGAGGAUGGUUUUUUUGAUGGAGAGCUCCUGGAUGGUCGUCGAGGUUUGGUUCCUUCCAAUUUCAUCCAAAAAUUAGUUGGAGAGGACCUUCUGGAAUUUCACCAAGCUGUUGUCCAAGGACUGAGGGACUGUGAUGAUAGUGCUUCCACCAAUGUUGGUCAAGAAUUGGAGUUUUCAGGACAUGAAAUAAUGCCCCUCGAUGAAGGCGUUUACGGGAAGCAGCGGCUGUCGCAACAAGAGUACGCUUAUGCUGAGCUAGAUGACAUUCUGGAAGAAGAAGAUGAGGAACAAAUGGGAGAAGGUCCAGCCCUGUUCUUCUCGGUGCUAGUCCCAGCCCCCAAGCAGCUCACGCUGGAGCGACAGCUGAACAAGAGCGUGCUCAUCGGCUGGAAUCCUCCAGACAAUUGCCCACCAUCUGCUAUAGAGAGCUACCACGUCUACGUUGAUGGUGUUCUCAAGACCACAGUUAAGGCAACAGAGCGGACACGGGCACUCGUCGAGGGAGUUGACUCCACCAGGCCUCAUCGCAUCAGUGUUCGUUCAGUCACACCAAAUCGCCGUACUUCACGGGAUGCAGCAUGUACAAUGGUCAUAGGGAAAGAUGUACCUCUUGGUCCAACUAGUGUGCGUGCAAGCCGGGUCACCAGUUCAUCAGCUGUCAUCUCCUGGCUACCUAGCAACAGUAAUUAUCAACAUGUUGUAUGUGUCAACAAUGUGGAGGUUCGCACAGUAAAACCUGGAGUUUACCGGCACACAAUUACUGGCUUGGCUCCCAACACAGUUUACCGAGUGACAGUGAGGGCAAAAAACAUAAGAGCUCCACACUUUGAUGAGAAGAAUACUCAGCAAAUGGAACGGCUGUCUGCACACAUUGAUUUUCGCACACUACCAAAAGGUCUGCCCGACCCUCCGGUUGACAUCCAAGUGGAGCCAGGCCCUCAGGAUGGAACCCUGCUAGUCACCUGGCUCCCUGUUACGAUCAACACAACAGCUCCGGUCACAGGCUAUGCAGUCUAUGCCGAUGGCAAGAAGGUCACUGAUGUUGACAGCCCAACAGGGGAUCAUGCCUUAAUAGAUGUAAAUAAGCUGCUUGGAUUAAACCCAAAGCAAGUGACUGUACGGACAAAAUCUCGAGACAGCCAGUCAACUGACAGUGUUCCCACUCCCAUACCCUCCAGUGCUCUGAAGGGCAAAACAGCAAAGGAGUCUGCUGCACUGGAUAGUGCGAAAGCAGAUAGAGACCGUCGUCAAAGAGAACGCUAUGGCUCUGCAGUACCACCACAUAUGAGGCAUCAUCAGCAGUCUUCGGGACACAGGCAAAUGAGGAUUGAUUCACAUGGACAAGUUGUAAUAGAACCUGAGGAGAAUCUUAGUGAUAAAGAGAUCUACCCAGCAAACAACAUGAACAUACCCUUAAUAGAGAUCACUAAGGAUUCUGCAAGUGAGGGUAACUUCAGUGAGGACGACUACCUUGCAGACCGACGGGGUCCACCCCCACGGGGCCACCACGGGCCAGUUGGUGCUACUGGACACUACGACCCAAGAGGUGUGCCUCGCAGCCAUGCCGAGAGGGGCCGCCCUCCACUGCUGCCACAUGAGAGAGGGGCACAGCGAGGUCCAGAUCCACAUCAGCCCCCUCGGGGCAGGGACCGUAUGGAUGAGAGGGACCAAUACUACAUGGAUGGUGUAAUGCGUGGCGAUCCAAGAGCUCGGCAUGCAGGCCACCCAGCCUACAGAGGACCCCCUCCUCCAGGGGGACGGGGUCCUCCACCUCCUCGUGACAAGCGCACACGCUGGUUUGUUGCGCUCUUUGAUUAUGACCCAACAACCAUGUCUCCUAAUCCUGACGCAUGUGAAGAAGAGCUGCCCUUCUCUGAAGGAGACACGAUAAAGGUCUAUGGUGAAAAGGAUGCUGAUGGUUUCUACUGGGGUGAAUGCAGAGGUAGAAGGGGAUACGUGCCGCAUAACAUGGUUGUGGAGGUGCAGGAUAUGCCAAAAAAUAGUAUAGAACCUGUAAGGGGACAACAUCCUCAUCCUUCACAUGGACCUCCUCAUUCUCGUGAUCGAUGGGGAGAUAUAUAUGCCAACAUGCCAGUCAAAAAGAUGAUUGCACUUUAUGAUUAUGAUCCUCAGGAACUGUCACCAAAUGUUGAUGCCGAGGUGGAACUGUCCUUCAACACGGGUAACAUCAUCUACGUUUAUGGGGAAAUGGAUGAUGAUGGGUUCUACAUGGGAGAGCUUGAUGGUGUUCGUGGGCUGGUGCCAUCUAACUUCCUGACAGAGGCACCAGCUGACUAUGAAGAUGGCAGUGGGCCACCUCGGCAGCAGCGGCUGCCCCCUCAGGAUCAUCGUGGGAGCCGACCUGUUGUGGGGCAUGGUCCUGGUGCCAGGGGCCCUCCCCCACCACCCCGUGAUGCUCGUGACCGCAGGAAAGCAGGGUCAGAGGUCGAGAGGCGGCCCACUACCACCCCACGGUCGGAGAGGUGGUAGGGGGGGCGGAGACUGGGGCCCGCGCGGCCCCCCAGAGGAGGGGCACCACCAGUCACCGCAGCGGCCACAGCGCGGGCAAGAG